Lactuca sativa (garden lettuce) is the source of this 926-nucleotide messenger RNA. RefSeq names its product ras-related protein RABA2a. Gene Ontology annotation, molecular function: GTPase activity; GTP binding. The record is from RefSeq and is a predicted model, not a curated record. Lineage: Eukaryota; Viridiplantae; Streptophyta; Magnoliopsida; Asterales; Asteraceae.
CUCAAACAACACCGCUUUUCUGUUUUCAAAUUCUCGUCUCCUGCUAUCUAUAUAUUUCUCUCUCCUGCAGCAACGACGACUUUCUCUCUCUGUGUGUGUGAAUAGAGAGCUGGGGAGAAGGAGAUGGCGAGGAGACCGGACGACGAGUACGAUUACUUGUUCAAGGUCGUACUGAUCGGAGAUUCAGGCGUCGGUAAAUCCAAUCUUCUCUCUCGAUUCACUCGAAAUGAGUUUUGUUUGGAAUCCAAAUCCACCAUAGGUGUUGAAUUCGCUACUCGUACCCUCCAAGUAGAGGGAAAGACAGUGAAGGCUCAAAUAUGGGACACAGCGGGACAAGAACGAUACCGAGCCAUAACAAGUGCGUAUUACCGUGGGGCCCUAGGGGCACUUUUGGUAUAUGACACAACAAAACCAACAACUUUUGAAAAUGUAAGCCGAUGGCUAAAAGAACUUAGAGACCAUGCGGAUUCAAACAUAGUAAUCAUGCUAAUUGGAAACAAAACAGAUUUGAAACAUCUAAGAGCUGUUACAUCAGAAGAUGCUCAAACAUUUGCUGAAAAAGAAGGGCUUUCGUUCAUUGAAACGUCUGCAUUAGAAGCUGUAAAUGUUGAGAAGGCGUUUCAGACGAUUCUUGGAGAGAUUUAUAGGAUUAUAAGUAAGAAAUCACUUGCGAUUGGGAAUUCGGGAGGUGGAAUUGGGAGUAGUGUUAAACAAGGGGAGACACUUGAGGUGGGGUCACAGGAAGUUAAUGCAAAAAAGGCUUGUUGCUCUUAGUUUUUAAGUUUUGGAGGAAGAAAAAAAAUGGGAAUCGAGAUUUGUUCGUGUUUUGAAUUUAUGAAUUAUGAUUACUAGUAGUAUUUGAUUCUUGUUGUUGAUGGUAUGGUUGACUUUCUAACAUACAUACAUAUUGAGGUUUUGACUUUAAA